AUGGAGGGCGAUCCCAAGUGUACCCCCCAGGGAAGCGCGGGGGAGGAAGAGAAACCUGGAAAGAGGUUGGUGGUUGAGAACUGCGGAAUCUACAUGAACAAAAUGAAAAACGCAGGAGUCGUGUGCAACAGAAUAACGGAGCUAAACAUUAACUCAAGGAAGCAAGUCUCUACGACCAAAAGUGACAGUUCACAAAUGAAGGAUAUCCUAUCUCAUGGAAACGAUCAAGCAAUGGAAAUGCACCCAGCGAAGAGACCACUGACUUCCUACUCCACCUAUGAAAACCAAAACAAGUAUUUCGAAACAAAACUAGUUCCAGACAUGCAAGGAAAAAUGAGCAUAUGCGUAGGGAGAAAAAGCGGAAGUGCUACAGUGAAUAUCAGUAUUGAUGAGUAUGAUCUUGGGAAAACAUACAGCACUUGGAAAAAAAUUUUCGAUAAAAGUUCUCUCCAGAAUAAAUCAAACCUAGUGAACAACCUUUUUCUAACUGUAGAUGAGGACGCCGAUAGGAGUGAUAAACUUCCAGUUAUUAAGAAUAGAAACCCUCCCUAUGCCAAUCCUGAUGGUCCAUUCGAAAAGGAACGGUUAGACUUACCUAAACAGGCCAGAGACAACUUAGACAGAACCCUCACUCCACUUGAUUGUGCAGACACAAAUUCUCUUUUUAAGAAAAAAAAUUUUCAUACCUAUCGGGAUUCCUUUCUGUUAAUGCGUCCUCAUGGGGAGGUUCUUCUGGACGAGGUCAAGGGCGUAAGGAGGACUCGCUUCCCCUGGGCGCACUCCAACCGUCUCAAGCACAUCCUCAGCUACAGCUACGCAGCGGGCGCAGACGCGAUGAACGGUGACACGAACUACGAUCACACGAACUACGAUGACAAGAACUACGAUCACACGAACUACGAUGACAAGAACUACGAUGACAAGAACUACGAUGAUAUGAUCAGUAGUCAUGCCUCAAACGACGCGCCACCCCACUUCGGAUCACACCACGUGAACGGCAACAGGGAAUUCGCAGGGGAGGGGGGAUGCUCCUCCCACUGCCAUACCCCAAAUGAUGCAUCGAAGGACGUGUUCAAUCAGCAGGGUACCUGCUAUAGAGCCCCCUCGCUCACCGAAAUUGAGUGA
Molecule: messenger RNA, 1125 nt
Organism: Plasmodium knowlesi strain H
Lineage: Eukaryota; Apicomplexa; Aconoidasida; Haemosporida; Plasmodiidae
Product: thioredoxin-like associated protein 1, putative
Exons: 1
Coding region: 1-1125 (374 amino acids)
Source: RefSeq, a predicted model, not a curated record